CAGACAUUUCGYAGAUGUAUACGUAGUGAGCUAUAAUAUCACAUGCGUCUAUGCCACAAGUGGUUUACACGUUCAUUCCGCAACAUACCAAAACACCGCGCACCCUUCGAUAUUUGUUCUGUUUUUUUUUUUGGUAUAUUGUGAAUUAUUUAUUUAUCCAACAUGGCAGACAGUGUUAGUGAGGAUAAUCCUGAAUAUGGCCCAUCACCAAUUAAAAAGGGAAAAAGUGGAAAAAUUAUAAGUGAGGAUUUAAGAAUCCAUGUUAUAAAUAUGUACAAAUGUAUUAUACAAGACGAACCUACCAUGUCCAUGAGAAGAAUUCGAGACCAAAUAUCUGAAGUAUUGUGUAUUAGCGACCGUUCAAUACACAACAUUAUUAAGACGUAUAAGGAGACAAACACUGUGCCUGUUCCAAAACAAACAAGAAAAAAGAAAUCAUUUCGUGAUCUUUUUGAUGAUUUUGCAAAAAACGCGGUACGUAUAGGCACGUUCACAGCAUAUGGUUUCGCCGUGAAAUUCCUACGGUUGAUAAAAUCUACCAAGCCGUAUCCGCCGACGACAGUUUGCCACCGAUAUCAAGAACAAAUUUAUUUCACCUUCUGAAAGACUUAGAUUUCCGGUGUAGUAAAAGAAGUAGGAACAGUGCUAUGACCGAAAAAAAAUGAAAUUGUCGUGUGGCGAAGAAUGUAUUUGGACAACAUCAAAAAAUACCGGGAAGAGGGUCGACAUAUUUAUUUUUGACGAGACAUGGGUGAAUGCUGACGACUGUACUUCGAAAACGUGGGUCGACGAAACAAUCAAAUCUCGCCGUGAUGCAUUUCUAAAAGGUCUAUCGACAGGUGCUGUUAAUCCAUCGGGCAAA
This is a messenger RNA of Diuraphis noxia (Russian wheat aphid), 862 nucleotides long. RefSeq lists its product as uncharacterized. NCBI's taxonomy places the organism in Eukaryota, Metazoa, Arthropoda, Insecta, Hemiptera, Aphididae. The record is from RefSeq and is a predicted model, not a curated record.